Molecule: messenger RNA, 4505 nt
Organism: Mytilus trossulus (common blue mussel)
Lineage: Eukaryota; Metazoa; Mollusca; Bivalvia; Mytilida; Mytilidae
Product: anoctamin-8-like
Exons: 14
Coding region: 319-3291 (990 amino acids)
Source: RefSeq, a predicted model, not a curated record
ACAUUAUUCAUAUUUCACCUUUGGGCAUUUUUGAACAAUAGUAUUGAUACUCAAAUCAUCUUAAUUAUCAAAAUUAUCAAUGUCUGUCAUUUUAUGAGUAGUUUAUAGCAUUUGCCUUAAAUAUUGGGGUUUAACAGUUAUUUGUCAGUGUAGUAUUGUUGGUGUUAUUCAGCCAACUAGGCUCAACAACUUCAGGAGAAAAUUGACAAGAGAAUUGAAUAGUCGUCCGAUCACUUUCAGACUCGUAGAAAUAUCAUACGAAUAUAAUAAAUUGUGUAAUUUGUUUAAAUUUGUCGGGAAAAUUGUAUUGCUUGAAAGAUGGACAUUUCUCAAUUCCAUAAUAUGACUGCUAAAUAUGGAGAAAGGAUUAUUGAUAUGGUUGGAACAAUAUUUACAACAUACAAACUUUUCGGAAAAAAAUUGCUGAAAACAAGUCGUCUUGUUGCUUCCACACAAGUUUUGACCAAUAGUGCCAUUCCAACCGAUGAUUGUGAUGUUGUUGUGGCAUUUCCCUCAGAACCAGACACUAAUGUCCUCAUGUGGUUACUGGACAAACUAAGGGAGAGAACUCCAGAUAUCAUUGUACAUGUAAGACAUCACAGCAACACAAAGGGACCAGUUCUUCAUUUGACAGCUACACAUCAGAGUCUUUUGAAAGUUGCUGAGGAACUAGGGAUCAGGAAGCCACUGAAAGAAGAAUAUGGAGGUGGAAUGAAGGAAUUUAACUAUGAGGACCAUGAAUGUUUUUCUGGAGUCAGUGAUUCUGAGUUCUUUAGUAGUCAGGAAAGGCAGAGCAUCAUACAUUACAUGUUAAAUAAUUUGAGAGCCAAUGAAGGAGAAAAACUGGGAAACAUAACAUUUCUAGAAGGGCAGUCUAUCAUUCCACUUUUAGAAACAGAGCUAAUCAUAUCACAAGUCUUCCCACUUCAUAGUACAGAUGAUUUGAUGGAAUUAAGAGAAACAUGGAUGCAGAAAUUCUUCAGCAAGCAACCUCUUGAUAAGAUAUGUAAUUAUUUUGGAGUAAAGAUAGCGAUGUACUUUGCCUACCUUGGACAUUACACUGUAGCAUUGUGUCUACCAGCACUUAUUGGAUUUCUAAUCUGGUUCAUUCAAGGGGAAGAUGAGGGAGCAGAUGACUUGGAUUUAUUGAUAUUUGCCUUAUUUAAUGCUAUAUGGGCUACAUUGUACUUAGAACACUGGAAAAGGAGAAGUUCUAAGCUGGCUUAUGAGUGGGGAACAUUAGAUAAAAAGGAUGAGUUGUUAGAAGAUCCAAGACCAUUGUUCACAGGAGACCUCAGAGAAAGUCCAGUAACGGGCAGACUAGAACCAUAUUACCCUCAGUGGAAGAGGAAUUUAUUUCGCUAUUUUGUAUCUCUGCCUGUGGUCCUUCUCUGUUUAUUGGUUGUCUUUGUGGUCAUGUUGCUGAUCUUCCAGUUCCAGGAAUGGAUCAACAGAAAAGUAGCAGUAGACAGUUACCCAGGAUUCCUCACUUUUGUUCCUAAGAUUCUAUUGGCUAUAUGUAUAGGAAUAUCUGAUGAGAUCUACAAGAAGAUUGCCUUCUUGUUAAAUGAUAUGGAAAACUACAGAAUGGAUGAAGCAUAUGAAAAUCAUCUCAUCACAAAAUUAGCAACAUUUCAGUUUGUGAAUUCUUUUCUGUCACUGUUUUACAUUGCCUUUUACUUACAAGACAUGGACAGACUCAGAGAUCAAUUAGCAGCUAUUUUGAUAACAAGACAGAUAUUGGGUAACAUCAAAGAAGCUCUGUUACCAUAUCUACAAUGGCAAGCCAGACUUUGUAAAGUUGGUUAUGAAAUGGUCAGUAAACUGUCUCCUAGUGAUUCUUCCAAGGGAGACAAUUGUCAAGAUGAGCCCUCAGAAGGAUCAGAAAUAAGGAAAAGGACUGUCAUCUUUCAGGAUAGUUCAAAGGAAGAAAAUACAGAGAUCCCAAAACGAAAACCAGGAGAUAGAAGACAUAGUAUCUAUGUUAAAAGAAGUUUAAAAUUAACUCAGGCUGAAGUUGAAAGUGAAAUGAAAAAGUAUGAAGACACAUUAGAAGACCAUUUAGAGAUGUUGAUACAGUUUGGAUAUGUGACAUUAUUUUCCUCAGCGUUUCCAUUGGCAGCAUUGUGUGCUUUGUUAAACAAUAUCAUAGAAAUCCGUAGUGAUGCAUUUAAACUUUGUAUGCAUCAUCAGAGACCAUUUGGCAAGAGUGUAGAGAGUAUUGGUACUUGGCAGGAUGCUUUGGAACUAAUGGGAAUACUAGCUGUUGGUGUAAACUGUGCUCUGAUUGGUGUAAGUGGACAAAUCAGCCGUCUGCUUCCUGUGACAGAACUGUCAACAACUAUAAUUAUCAUUGUUGUUUUAGAGCAUGUCAUAUUAGCUUUAAAAUUAUUAAUAGCCUAUGCCAUUCCGGAUGUACCAGAAGCCAUUGCUACCAAAAAAGCUAAAUUAGAAUUUCUCCGAAGAGAAGCACUAAAGAAAUUAGAAUCUCAAACUUCCAACAGUGGUUCUGGAAUAGUGCACAGUUUACCAAGACAAAUAUCCAAAAAUAAUAUUACUCCGCUUGGAAGUAUUGAUUCUAAAAGUCAAGCCUCAUCUACACCUACUACAUAUACAAGUUUGAAAAUUAAUUUGUCUAAUAAUCCAUCUCAGAGAAAUAGAACAGAUAAUAGUAAAUCUAAUACCUCUGUAGAAGACACAAUGGAGAAAACAGAUUUGACAGCAAAUAAAAUCUUUGCAAAAGUGAGCCCAGUUCAGACUAUGCCCAAAAAAGAUCCGAUACGAUUUAUCACUAAUCCAUAUGCAGCUACUGAAGGGAAAAAGAAUCAUAUAAAUGAUUCAAUGUCUAGGAGUAGUGUUUCAGGUCUAAGAACUGGACAUAAAGUUAUUCCAUCAGCAGACGGGCACCAAGCUGCAAACCAAAAUACAAACCCUCGAUAUUUAUCAAGGUCUUAUUCCGUUGACAGUGACCACAUUGAAAAGUACAUCGAUCGUAGUACAGGUACUAUAAAUAGACAACAAUACAUGCCUGAUGAACAAAUACAAAAACUGAUAGCCAAUGCCGAAAGGAGGCGUUCAGGGACAUAUGUGUCAUCUAUGACAAUACCAUUAAAUUCCACAACACAGAGAAAAACUAUUUUUUCUGUUGUAAAAACUGGUCAAUCAUCUCAUGUAAUACCAUCAGACAGACAUUUACAUCAUGAUAGAGAGGAACAUAAUAAAACAACUGAUACAAAAGGUUAUCAUUCAGUUAGAAAAAUGGACAAUGUAAACAAGGAAUCCAGCUUGUGAGCAGUGGUAUUAAAAGUCAAAUCAUAUCUUUGUAAAUUACUGAAUACGUGUAUGUUCAUUUAAAAUACAUAUUUUUUUAAUCCAUAUUUUGUUUUAUUUAUACAUUCGAUAUAUCCAUUUUACAUUUGAAAAAAUAUACAUUUAUGUUUUGUGUUUAUGUUUUAUGAUAUUGAGACUAACGAUUUUUCCAUAUAUUUGUUUUUGAUUGGGAAUUUGGGUGUAUGAUUGUUGGAGCUCUUAUUAUUUUUGUUUAUGUGGUCAACAAUAUUUAAAGUAAUCUCAAACCUUCCAGUCCCAAAGAAAAAAAAUAACUCUCAGGUAUAAGCAAGGUUGACAUAUUUUACAAUCGCUAUCCAUUUGUUAUUGUUUAUAGAUUUAUAUUAAUAGUACAACGUAUACCCUUAAUUUGAUAAGCUUGGAAUUUUUUUCUACAUAUUUCACAAUAAAGAUAUAUACUUUUUUGAUAGUCAAUCCCAUUCAUCUUUUGUGGGUAUCUUAGUACUACAACAAUCAUGCUGAGGGACACCCUUGUAGUGUUAAUUACAAAUUACAAUAGAAUAGUAUAAUAAGCAAAGGUUUUAUAAAUUUAUAAUGUGUUCGUUGCAUUUUACAAAGAUUCUGAUUAAAACACAGUUUUCCAGUAAUUUUUGUAUAUAUGUUUGAUGUGCAAUACAAGAAUCUCUGGUUUUUAUUUUUUUUUUGUAGUGUUUUGUUUCUUACUUAAAAUUUUUGACUGAAAUUUAUUGAGUGUUCUAACUUUUGAAAUCUGCUUGAUAAUAUGUUAUUGUUAUAUUAUUGAGAUAUUUUAUGUUCAGCCAUUACAGGUACAUUUUUUUUUUAUAUUUGAAGUUUUUUCAUUAAUCUCUGUAAUGUUAAUUUCACAAUUCUUGUAAAUCCAAGUCUUCCUAAACUCACUUAAUCUAAAGUUUGUCAUGUAGUAAAAACUUUACCUAUUUUGAAUAACCAUACAUAAUUUGUAAAUAGACAGUGUUUGUUUUUUAAUUGUUAUAGUUAGAAGUCUAUGAUGAUAGUUUAUGAGCUGUAUCAAGAAAACAAAGAAAACAGAUUUCAUCCUAUUUAUUUCGUAUGAAAAUAAAUACAUGUACAAGCAAAUUUAAAUUAUAAAAAGAGUUAACCCUAACAUAUAGUUCUGACUGCUAACCAUUAUAGCUAAGCUACACUGCUAACCCUAACAGCUAAGCCUGACCACUAAC